UCAUAAGUUAUCAUAAAAGAUGACUUGGGAAUUAUAUAUUUAGUAGGGUUUUGAUUGUGUGAAGAAGAGAAUACUGUUUCCAAUACCAACUACUACCUGUACAAGUGUGUGUAAGCAAUGAGUUCUUCACUUUCCCAAUAAUUAUUAAUAAAAAUGGCCAUUAUUAUUUAUAUGUCAGUAGAUACCUCUUGAUACUUUAUCCUCCCCUAGCUACAAUCAUCAUCAUCAUGAGCAUCUAGCAAUAUUUCAAUCCCUCAUUACUCCUCCAAAUCAAUGCUAAAGCUUCUCAAUUCCCCCUAUUCCUCCACCAUUAUUGCCACACCCCAUCUAGAUCUACACCACAAGCCUCUCUCCCUUUUUCUUUCUAAAUAGGGUUUCUUCUUUCUAGAUCUAGCUCAUUCAAGAAAAGCAGUGCUCAUGGGCACACAGUACUGUGUGUUUGUGUGAAAUGUUUGGUUCAGAACAAGAGGAAUCAUCACCACAAAAUAUUAUAAAUAUGCACUUUGAUCACCAACAUCACCAGACUACCAUAACUUCACCUUCAGUUCAUAUGAGACAGCUGCUCAUUAGCUGUGCUGAACAUAUUUCUAGAUGCGAUUUCUACGGCGCUCACCGAUUGAUCAACAUUUUGUCAGCCAAUUCUUCGCCUUGCGGCGACUCCACCGAGAGAUUAGUCCAUCAGUUCAGCAAAGCCCUAAGUCUCCGUCUCCACAGCUUUGCUGACACCAGCACCAUAACAUCAGGUUCCACCAGCAAUUUAGUGAUCCCCUCGUUGCUGACUCCCAAGAUUUCACCUGCAUUGCCGAGUAGUGCGGGUUCGGGUUCGGGUUCGAGUACGCAACAAGUGUUUGAUGACGAAUCCGUUGUUCAAUCGGCUUACUUGUCACUCAACCAAAUAACGCCUUUUAUAAGAUUCACUCAUCUAACCGCAAACCAAGCGAUACUAGAAUCGGUUGAAGGGCAUCAUGCGAUCCACAUCCUUGAUUUCAACAUCAUGCACGGCGUGCAAUGGCCGCCUUUAAUGCAAGCCAUGGCCGAGAAGUUCCCUCCUCCAAUGCUCCGAAUCACGGGGACCGGUGACAAUCUAACCAUCCUCAGAAGAACCGGUGAUCGCCUGGCCAAAUUUGCGCAUACUCUCGGCCUUAGGUUUCAAUUUCACCCUGUUCUACUCCUCGAGAACGAGGAGUCCUCAAUUUCUUCAUUCUUCGCUUCAUUCGCGGCUUAUCUUCAGCCAGACGAAACCCUAGCUGUCAAUUGUGUGCUAUACCUCCACCGUCUCAGCCGCGAAAGAUUAUCCCUCUUUCUGCAUCAAAUCAAGGCCUUAAACCCUAGGGUUCUCACAUUAGCCGAAAGAGAAGCCAACCAUAACCUCCCAAUCUUCUUGCAAAGAUUCGUCGAGGCCUUGGAUCAUUACACAGCUUUGUUUGACUCGCUAGAAGCUACCUUACCGCCCAACAGCCGCCAAAGAAUAGAAGUUGAGCAAAUAUGGUUCGGCAGAGAGAUAGCCGAUAUCAUCGCAUCAGAAGGCGAAACGAGGAGAGAAAGACACGAGAGAUUCCGGGCAUGGGAGCUUAUGUUGAGAGGCUCUGGAUUUCACAAUCUUGCUUUAAGCCCUUUCGCACUUUCGCAAGCCAAGCUCUUGUUAAGACUUCACUACCCUUCCGAGGGUUACAAACUUCAUAUUCUUAAUGAUUCUUUCUUCUUGGGGUGGCAAAACCAACAUCUUUUCUCCGUUUCUUCUUGGCAUUAAUUAGACGCUCCGCUACAAGAAAAACGGCUAUUUCCUACCGAUCAAAGCGGACCAGAAAUUAAAAAUCGGUAGGAAAUGGUCAUAUUGUUAGCUAGCUAAACAAUAACCUUUUGACCAGAAGGAUUAAUUAAUGAUGAUUAGUAUUUAAAACCCUAACCCUAAUUAGCCUGCUGCAUGGAUAAUUCUUCAGCUUGCAUGUGACAGCAGAUUUGCAGAGGAAAAGAAAGAAGGAAUAUUAGUAAAGCAAGCAUGCACACACCUGAAGAGGAAGCUGACUUUUGGAAGAUCAAAAUUCAAACACAAACACUUGAUGGAUAUGGAUUCCAAAUUGACCUUCUUUUCUGAUCAGGUUUUUCUUGGAGCUUGAGCUCGAACUGAUGAAUGUUUUACUCUUAAUUUUAUACUACUUGUGAGAUUAAUA
Daucus carota subsp. sativus is the source of this 2171-nucleotide messenger RNA. RefSeq names its product scarecrow-like protein 18. Gene Ontology annotation, biological process: meristem initiation; regulation of DNA-templated transcription. Bases 449 to 1750 code for a protein of 433 amino acids. Gene Ontology annotation, molecular function: DNA-binding transcription factor activity; sequence-specific DNA binding. Gene Ontology annotation, cellular component: nucleus. The transcript has a single exon. The record is from RefSeq and is a predicted model, not a curated record. Lineage: Eukaryota; Viridiplantae; Streptophyta; Magnoliopsida; Apiales; Apiaceae.